Paramuricea clavata is the source of this 1761-nucleotide messenger RNA. The record is from the annotation of a GenBank genome assembly. NCBI's taxonomy places the organism in Eukaryota, Metazoa, Cnidaria, Anthozoa, Malacalcyonacea, Plexauridae.
AUGAGACCAAAAAGCUCAAUCUGUCCAAAACAUGUGGUCCUCAUAGUAUUCCCAUUAAUCUAUUGCAAUUAGUAAGAGAUUACCUAUGUUUUAAUCAAGCAUAUAUGUGCUACAACAGAAGAAGUGUUGGACAGGAUUUAACACAGUUCUUUGCAAAGAAAUUCCAGAUGUAUCUCGAGUUGGUUAUUUGCCUGUUAUCGAUGCAUCACCAACUGAGUAUUCAACCAUCAAUGCAAUUCUGGAAAGAAGCAAAGAAAUUACUGAUAAAUUAGAGCUCAAAUACGCUGUCCUAGUCUUUGAUGAAGCUGUGUAUGCCAAGAUUCAACAAGUUCGCUGGAAAGACAAGGUCCUUCGUAAUCGGUUCGUUGUUUGCCUUGGGGAGUUUCACACCCCCAUGACCUAUCUGUCUGCUAUGUCAAACAUCUUUGAAGAUGGAGGUCUCAAGGUAUACAGUCUCUUAACAUUCUGCCAUCUGUCCUUGUAAACGUUUUUAUUAUAAAAUGUUGUAAGAUCCUUUUCAUUUACAUAGGAUGUGUUCAUUGAAUCUGGUAUUGUGAAGGAUCGAUCAAGGGUGUUCUCUCCGGAAAACAUUACAACCGGUCUGUGUUAAGUCACAAACUCAUGUAUGAAGCCCUACAACGCCUACGACUGGAGGCAUUUUUGGAUUAUGUGGCAGAAAAUCACAAAAUGACUUCAUUCGUUGACAAAAUGGUGGGAUCGUUUCUAGAAGGCAAGUUCCUUAUGUGUGAAAUUGAGAGUCCAGAAAUGCAGCAAGUCAUAUGAACUAGUGUAGCCGAGUCAUCCAGAAAAUUGAGAACCUUUGCCUUUUGGAGCAUGUAUAUUAAAAUGGCAGGUAAUCAAAAUUUAUUAACAAAAUCUAUUCUCUCAUAAAACUUAUUAGUUAUUACAUUUGCUUAUUUGGAACUUUAAAUUUUUGACUUAAUAAACAGAUGUUCAUCCGAGCCACCAGAGAGGUAAACUGGGAUCUCCACUUGACAGCAUUGAGAGAGUCAACUAUGCCAGAAACAGGUCAGCAUAUAUACUGGAGAUGACUGCAUUGGAAAAUAUGCACCCAGGUAUGGAGAAACUCAAAUGGUAUCAAUGUUGAGUUUCAAACAAAAUUGCACAAAUGUUUAAUUUAACUUACAGGAUUAACUUAACUUGUCAUCAGUGAUCAGAUUAAUUUUUCCUUUGUAGGAAUUCGUCAAGAACUUUUAUCCAACUUUGCUGUCCAGCGUCAGGAUAAUCAUGAGUUUUCUGCAGUGGCAUGUGACCAAACAAUGGAAAACGAAAGGUGGUCUAAUUGGGUUUUCAAUUAACCAUUCCUCUGUUCACAGAUGGGUGUUGUCUCAAUCAGAGAGGGCUUCAAUUACAAGGAUAUGUAAGGACAUGGCUGGGAUGGAAUGUAAGCCAAGGUAAUGUAUUUAAAAAUGGUUUCUAUAGAAAUUAAAGAUUUGUAGUAGGUACACAAUGUCAUUUACAUUUAGUUAUUUUUCAUGCUAGUCUGAGUGCAGACUCCACACCGAGAACGCUGAAAAAACAGCUUGACCGCAACCUUUGGUAUGAUAUGCACCACAACAACCAGAGUACACAUUUACAUAUUUUACACGAAGUUUAGUGUUAGUGUUAUAGUAUUAUUGUUUUAAACUUUUCAGAACCCGCAAAGACCUUGAUGACACCAAAUGGAAACUCCAUGAGAAAUCAGUCAAUGACGUGGUUAACACAAUCUUGAGCAUGAUCAACCUGUUUGAAACAAGAUAA